CGCAGCGAUCUGGAGUCCAACACCGUCACUGACGCCAUAGUGGCUGCGCCGCAAUUUGGGUAUAUAACCCUCGACCCCCACAGCUGUCGUCGCAUUCGUGACUUCCUUCCUCCCUACAGACUUGUAUCAUGUCGUUUUCAGGCUUCUUUUCUCAGAUCGCAGACAAAGCGCAGAGCGCGAUCAACCAGUCCCCCCUGGCUGGUCAUGUCCCUGGUGCAUCCUCUGGAGGGGGCGAGCAGCCCUCUGCAAAUCAAGCAGCUGCCCAAGGCGGUGGAACCCGGUCCCAUACCCUCGAGACUUUGCAGUUCCAGCUGCGCAACAUCGGCCAGCAGUACACAAAUACCACGCCUAUCCAACGCAUAAUCACGACCGAGAAGGGCGUUGCGCUCGACUUGGAUAGUCUUGCAAGGGACGCCAAGGCGCAGAGCAAAGAAUUGUACACUUGGGGUCAAGGUGAUGAAGCCGAUCUCAGAGAUGUCACGGAUCGGCUGGCGUAUCUCAAUUUCGUAAAUGGAUCAAUUGCUUCGUCAUUGGCCGUCAAACUCGAUGCUGCCAGGUCCCCUCUCAAAGCACUUCGCGACGCAGAAUCGGCCAUUACACCGAAGCGGAACGCUCGUGCCAACUUGCAAAGUCGCAUCAGAAAACUCGAGCACAGCCAGGACAAAAACGCGGAACGCCAGAUCGCCGAACUUGAGGAUCAGCUGGCUCGGGCGGAAAAGAAUGACGAGUCACAAGAGAAAGAAAUUCUGAUCCUGAAGCGUAAGGCCGUCAGGGAUAGCGAGAGGGCGAAGUGGGAGGCGAUCCGCGAGUAUGGCGAGAAAUUGAUCUUGCUCUCGCAAGCUGCGAAUCCCAUCAUUGAAGCUCUGCCCGCGUUGCCACCUACCCAGAACAACCCAUACACCGGCGCACAACAAACUGCCGGGGCUCGUGCAGCUCUCCAAAGGGCUCUUGACCAAUACAGGCCUGGACUGACCACCUUACCCGUGGCUGACCUUUCUCGCUCUGACACACGUUCGUUCGGCGAGAGCCAUGCUUCUGAGCUUGACAAUAUACCGGCAGGAGAGCCAACACAUCCCGGUCUCUCGAUGACUCCGCCCCCGGGCGAAACUGAAUGCAAGAGCCCUUCACCCGCACCUAUCGACCCGAAUGCGUUAAACAGAAGCCCGGCACCAAUUCCCGCACAUCCGUCCCCAGGUCCGCAUCCAGUGGGUGAGGGUUCCCCCGGAUCAUCCAUCCCUGGAGGCGUCCCUACGGUCGCGGAAACUGGUGUGCCUCUCUCUGCUGGGCCUUCCGGUCCAGGACCUGCCAGUGGUUCAUUGAAGGAUGUACGGAAUGGAUCGCAUGGCGUGGGUGCUCAGAGCGGCGAUCAAGUCCGAAAGGAGUCGGUGGACGACCUUUACGGUAGCCCUCAAUCGCACGGGGAGACCGCUGAAGAAGAAAAGAAACGUCUUGAGCGCGAAGAGGUGGAGCGUUCUGCUACCAGCGCCCCCAAGCCACAGUUCGAAUCUGCUGAAGACGAGAAGAAGCGGCUGGAAAGGGAAGAACAAGAGCGUGUUCGUGCGGGUGGAGGAGGCGCAAGUCAGAACCAGGGAGAACAGAAAGAUUCAGAGGACCUCCCACCUUACAAGGACUUUGAAGAAUAAAAUGUUGGGCAUGGUGAUUGUAAUGCACUACUUGGACUAUUCUGACAUGUAAUUGUAUCUCCUACCUCGUAUCUGCUCGCUUUUCUGUACGGUGUAUGUACAUACUUCUGAAAUGUUACCGCUUAGUAUUGGACGUGUGAGCCUGUAUCAUAGUAUUGGGAUUGACAGAAUGGAAUAGUCGGUAUUGUGUGAAGCUCCCUCUUCUGAAUUGGCCAGAUGAUCUGGCGAAAUCUCAUCGAUAGAAAAGC
Messenger RNA from Pisolithus orientalis, 1891 nucleotides. RefSeq names its product Eisosome component PIL1-domain-containing protein. Gene Ontology annotation, molecular function: lipid binding. The transcript has 3 exons. Lineage: Eukaryota; Fungi; Basidiomycota; Agaricomycetes; Boletales; Pisolithaceae. Bases 129 to 1643 code for a protein of 504 amino acids. Gene Ontology annotation, biological process: eisosome assembly; endocytosis; negative regulation of protein kinase activity. Gene Ontology annotation, cellular component: eisosome filament; plasma membrane. The record is from RefSeq and is a predicted model, not a curated record.